CUGUAAAGAGUAGGUAAAUAGAUAUGUCACAAUAUUAUCAUUCAGUUAACACUGUAUACUGUAUGUUUGUUCUAAAGUAAAAUGCCUUUCUCUUCUACAGAAAAAAAAAAAAAAAAAAAUGAUUCUGCCAAGUUUGAACAUCACUCUAAUUUUUACCAGUUAUGGACCACCUGGUGCACUUAAUUAUGGAGUUUUUUUAAUCUCCCUUGCAGUCUAUCUUACAACUGUUUUUGCAAAUGUAACACUGAUGCUGGUGAUCUGCUUGGACACAUCUCUCCAUAAGCCCAUGUACAUAUUUUUAUUCAACCUGGCUAUUAAUGGACUAAUCGGGUCAUCUGCUGUACUUCCUAAAAUAAUGGAGAAUCUUGUUGAUGAGUUGAAAGAUAUACUGCAUACUGACUGUAUUCUUCAAGUAUUUUUUAUUAAUGUUUAUGGAACAUGUGCUUAUGCAAUACUGACACUUAUGGCAUAUGACAGGUAUGUUUCAAUUUGCAAGCCUCUACAAUAUCACAAUAUCAUGACUCCUGCCAAAAUUAGACUUCUGCUUUUUAUUGUGUACUGUGUUCCUAUCUGCACUUUAGCUGUACAGGUGUAUCUUACGUCGAGGUUGCCUGUGUGCAGGUAUACAAUAAACAAGUUGUUUUGUGACAAUUUGGCUGUUGUUAAUCUCUCCUGUGUCAAAAAUACCUGGGGAGAUCUGUAUGGCAUAUGUCUGGUAAUUGCUUUUGUUGUUCUACCUCUAAUCUUUGUAAUCUUAUCAUAUGUGCAGAUAUUAUUUGUCUCUUUGAAAGCAUCAGUAAACGCCCGAAAGAAGGCUCUAAAAACAUGCACACCACACUUGAUUACUUUUAUUAAUUUUUCAUUGGCCUCUCUUUUUUCUGUGAUAUACAAUCGAUUUAAUUUUAGUCUUUCAAAAGAAGUUAAUGUGUUUAUGUCGAUUCAUUUUAUCCUGAUCCCUCCACUUCUACAUCCACUUAUUUAUGGAAUCAGAACAAAGGAGAUCAGCAAUAGCCUCAAAAAAAUAUUACAAAGAAAAAUACAUGCACUUGGUUUUAACUUAAAGACUGAACAAAUGUGUAAUGAUGCACUUUUUAUUUCUACUAAAUAAAUGGGUUGGAAUCUGAAAAUUUUGUAUGUGUAACUGAUAUGUACAUACAUAUUAUAUACAUUGGUUAAUGCAAAUAAUCCACUUCAAAUUACCUUGAAUUUCAGAAAAUAUAGACAUAUUGUGCUUGCGACUAUUUAUGAAUUUGAUUAUUUUAUCAUAUUGAUGUUGUAGCCAUUUUAUAAGCAAAUGCAUGUUUAUAUAUACAUAUGUACAUAUAUAUACACAAAUACAGAUUCAUUCUCUUAUGUAGUUUUAUUUAAAAAAAUGUUAAAUAGAAAAUGUUAUUCAGAUUUUUAUUCAGGAGAACACACCUAUUUACACAGAUAAAAAAAGAAUGUUAAACAAUUCUUUACAGAUUGGGGGGUUAAAUAUUUGACAUAGUGUCAACUAAGUGUGUGUGGUGUAUUAACUCACUGAUUAAGAUUUUGUUUUAGCUGCAAUAACUGUGUAACAUUAUUAUCAAAGGAACAAAUACUGUUUUGGGAAGGUAUAUUUUAAAUGCACUUGGUUCAAUAAUCUGAGGGGGCUCUGGCAGCAGAAGAAAACACAGCCACAUUUUAAAAUAUGACCAUAUCAAAUUUUUUUUUUUUUUUCAUCAUAAGAACCAUCAUUUGUCCUAAUGUCGUUGGAUUCAUUAUCUAUGCUGUGACCAGGUGCAAGACAAGGAAUAAGUAUAAGUACAGAUUUUGAACUGCGCUUGGCUUAUAAUUUUUCCUGUCAGAUGAUCAAGAAUCAAGAAUGUGGUUGAGAAUUUUAACCAUUUUAAGUGCAUCUUAAUCUUAGCCGCUGUCUAAACUAUAUGUGAAUGAUGCAGUUGGUAUAGGACACUAACUCCCAAGAGGAGUUCUCAGUUGCUCAAAAAGAAAAACAAAACAAAACAAAAUAUGCCUACUUGUAUACAUGUAAGUGUGAGAAGCUGGCCAAUUCUGAAAAA
Messenger RNA from Megalobrama amblycephala (Wuchang bream), 2042 nucleotides. RefSeq names its product olfactory receptor 52K1 (gene or60a1). NCBI's taxonomy places the organism in Eukaryota, Metazoa, Chordata, Actinopteri, Cypriniformes, Xenocyprididae. Gene Ontology annotation, cellular component: membrane. Gene Ontology annotation, biological process: G protein-coupled receptor signaling pathway. Bases 119 to 1108 code for a protein of 329 amino acids. The transcript has a single exon. The record is from RefSeq and is a predicted model, not a curated record. Gene Ontology annotation, molecular function: G protein-coupled receptor activity; olfactory receptor activity.